GUUCUGGCGCUUUCUGGCGUCUAUUCUAACCAUAAUGCUCAGAUUAACCUUAAUUCAAACUGGCGCCCGUCUUCUUUGUUCCCGAACCACGAACUAUCAUCGUGUAUCAUCCAGAACCUCCAUAAAACCUGCUGCUCCAAGCACACACAGUUUUCGACACAGAAUCGUGCUACCAGGUGCUACCGUAAGCUAGCACCGGGAGCUUCUCUUUCCGUAAGAAGAAGAAGAGAACACGAUUAUAUCAUGGGAAAUACAGCAUCACCAAAUUUCUCCGGGUUCCAAUUUCAAUCUAUAGGGAAAAGUCAGUCAGACAACCAAAUCUCACUCUUGAAACGAUUGUCUUCUGUGAAGACUUCGGAUUCCAACGAAUACGAUGAUCAGGAUCAUUCCACGCAGACCCAUGACAUAGAUGUGUCGCAAGGGUCUACUUCCGUGCCAACCGCAGCAGAGGUGGACACUUCUUCGGUCGCCAUAUCAUCUGUGCCAUCUAGGCGCACUUUAUUUCAAACUCUAGGGAACAAUGAACAAGUCACAUCUGUGCCUGUUCAAUAUGGGCCUAAAGUGGAUAUUUUUGGUCAACGAUUUCCAUUUGUUUUACCGUCUGUCCGUCCAGUGGACUCUAUGAACUCCACAACCGUCUCCCAGUCAGUUGUUGGUACUUCUACUGGCAAUAAUGCUGUUGAUGAAGUUGUAUCAUUGCCUUCAUCUUCAAUCCCUAUAUCCAAACCUCCCUCUGACCUUCCCUCUAUUCCUUUCCAAUCAACAAUCUCUCGAGCCAGUUCAUGCGCGUCGAAUUCUUCUCAUAUUGAUCUCACGUAUCCCAUGUCCACCCCACAAAGUCCGCAGCAGCCUCCUUCCCCCUUUGUUGUAAAAUCUGAAUUGGCUAGAGCAGCUGUUCAUAUUCCAUCCAAGGACCACUUGAAUUUUUCGUCGUUGACCCAAGGCGACUCUUCCUCAUCUUCUGCCCCGACGCCAACAUCAUUUGGCCCUUCGUUUGCGGCUCUUAACGAAAUACAUUCUCGUUUGUUAUCCACAUUCCAUGACCUGAGCUCGGAAUCCUCUGAGACAAUUGCGCAAGCAUCUGCUAAACUAGCAUCUGCUUUCGAAUGCGCCAGCCGUGCACAGAAUCUUGCGCAGGAAUCUUUAAAACUCACUCAAACAGCAUCUUCCACAUUAGUUGAUUCUUUGGAGGCUGGGAAGGACUCGCACGAGACAGCGGACAAGGCCAUUUCCCUUGUGGAAACGAGCAUGAAGAUCCUAGCAGCCUACGAAACUAAGCACGCGAAAGGUAUCGCAGAAAUGAAGGAAGCUACAGAGAGGAUUGGUGGGUGGAUUGAUGAGGAGCAACAGCGGUUGAGGUUGACGAAAGAGGCAAAGGCCAAGGCGGAGAAAGAAUUACAAGCAAGGGAAAAGAAAGCAGGAGAGGUGAGAGAGGCAAAAGAGAGAAGGGAAGAGGCGCAAGAGAAGAUAGAGGACCAGAAGAAGGAGAAGUCGGCAAAUGAAGCGCAGGAACGAGGAAAUAAGAAGAAGCGGGGACCGGUGGCAAGGUUCUUCAACCUCACGAACGAUGUCAAUCAUGUAAUCAUGAGUGGUCCUUCAUGCAUCACUGCCCACGACCCGCCGACAUCUCAUGCUCCUGCUGCCUUGGUCGAUGCUACCGAUUCCUUAUCGGUGAACUCCUCCUUCAAUUUCAGCAUUGACGCCUCAACCUCUGCUCUUGACUCUCUCGACUCUCUUGAAAAAGCCGAUGCCUGGAUUGAGAAGCUCAAGACGAUCGAGAACACCGCACGCAGAGCAAGAGAAGAAAAGGAGAUGCAGAUGGAGAGAGUCAUGAAGGAUAAGAACAGACAAAGAGAGGAGUACAAACAAGCCGAGGAGACUCGCCAACGUCAGGCAGCGGAACAAGAAAGACAAAGGCUCGAGGCUGAGCAAGAGGACCGGAGACGCAAAGAGGAGAACGAACGCCGUCAGAGCGACAUGGCUGCUGCCGAAGGAGCACGCUGUGAUACUUUAGAGGAAGAAAAACAGAAAUGCGAAGCUGCAAACCUAGCUGCGGAGAAAGAGCUCGUCGAAGCUCAGCUGAGGAAGAAAGCUAUUGAAGAACGGGAGCAAAAGCUUAGAUUGAAACUCGAGCAGGAACAAGAGCAGGCACAGGCAUGGAAGCAAGCAGCGAUUGAUGAGCAACAACGGAGGCGUGAAGCACUGCAACAAUCGCAGGCUGGUAGAAAGCUUGGUAGCCAACGCGCGACCCCCGUUGGUAAUAUAGGUUUGCCAAGUGUACCGAUCAUCCCAAGUAUUCCCUCAGUUGUAUCGCCAACCUUCACCUCCACCUCCACCAGGCCUUUUAACCCGUCAGCCCUGCCCAAGUCCUCGGUUCCAUCCAGACCUCAACUUUUUUCCUCCAUCCCGACGACUCCUAAUGUUAUUGCAAAUCAGACUGUACCGAAAUUGACGAAAAAACAGCGACAAAAGGCGAGGAAAGCGGAAGCGCUUGCGCAGCAACAGCCUGUUUCUGGGAAUGUACCUCUUGGUCCGACUGAAUCGCCUUCCUUGAUAGCAAGCAAGGUCACCCUUCCGACUGCUGCCUCCGGGGUUCGUCAGAACCCUACGACCCAAUCCAUGCCAUUGAAUCCUGAUCAUCGGACUAGUGUCAGCAACUAUCCUCAUUCUCCUAGAAAUAAUAUCUCUCUGGGGCUCAUUGACGGUAGCGUUUCGAGAAGUUCGAAUUCUCCCAUCCUUCACACCAAUUCAACUGAUGCCGGGAACAUCCUCCUCCAAAGUUCAGCACCUAAAUCUCCGGAGGUACGGGCCGCGAAUAUGCGGUUUGUCGUAAAGGGAGCGGGAGCAGGGAUGGAUAACUCCACCAGCUCUGAUUCAAAUGCAAAUUGGAGAGAAAGAAAGCUAGCCAUAAGGAAGUCGAAACCAGAGUAUGAUAUACCGAUGUUCAAGAAUGAAGAUGAUGACAGAGAUUCAAUGAAAUGCCUACGCUCACCAGCCAAAAUGACGAUCCCUGUUGUAUCCCAUCCUACGCCCGAUCUUUCUACACCACUGUUGGAGGCAACUAGCAAUCCACAAGUCUUGCCUCCCGCUGCGGAAGGUCAUAGUAGGGUUGGUAAUCAAUCAAGGAACUCUUCAGAAUACAUUCCUGGUGAUGCUUCCGGAGCAGGACUGGGUUACACACCCAUAGCUCCCAAUGUGGCUAAAGCAAGGUCAACUUCAGCAAAAGGUGUCAUCAGUGUUCCUUCUCUUCUCAAACAACCAGCAAACAAUCCUACUCUUACCUCAACAAGUGCUCCUGCGCCAUUGCAAGAACCAACUUCUCAGGCUCGUCUAGUCACCGGUGCUUUUAGGCGACCUCCUUCUGCACCUGCACCAUCAAACUCACAGACUCACCCAACUUCCCAGGGCAACCUAACUGCCCCUAACACCUCAGUAUGCCCACCUCCUGCAACUGCGCUAUCAGAAUCGCAGAAUCGUCCUGUCUCUCGGGCUGGUCCCAAUGCAGUUGCCUCGCCCGUUUCUCAAAUGUCUGCCCCAAUUCGUUCACUUUCCCCCAUUGCACCUAAUGAUGGAGGUUGGGCUAAUGUUCGUAUACCUGAUUCUGCUUCUGAAUAUAUAGCGCGGUCUGGUCGAAGAGGGCACAAUCAUAACUCCCCAUCGCCUAAUUCGAUCGGUUCUGGUCGACAUAUGAGUUUGGAGGGAUCACCAUUUAUUCCUCGAUCGCCACCUUCGGCGAUUGGUAGUCCUUUUUCACAUAGAGAACAAACUCAACGUGACCGACGACUUUCUUCCUCUCCUGAUCAACGUGAACGUUCUCCUUCUCGCCCGAAUCGUCGAGGUAAUUCUACUUUUCUGGGAUAUGGUCUUGACUCUGGUCGACCAUCUAAUAGCAAUGGCCAAGAUAUACGAAGAGGCGGAGGCAGAGGUCGUACCAAUACUCCGCCGAAUCGAGCUACUUUCAAAUCUAGGUCCAGGUCUCCACCUGUGACACAUACUGGGAGGAAACGUUCUCGUGUGGAUGACGAUAGGAGAGACACUCCGCCUUUUAGACAAGAUCAUUACAGUCAUCAGGCCGAGUCUAUCAGCCGAAAUGGCUACAAGAAUUCGAGGCGCACUUCCUAUCCGGAUUCUGAACAUUCGGUCGAAGCGUACAACGAAAGUCUUUCCCCGCCGAACUCCUCCCCCACCUAUAAUGAUAUACCUACAUCCCUCGAGUCCCGCCUUUCAAAUGGAUAUGAUGCCUCGGGAGGUACAUCAGAAGGCUUUUAUUCUUCUUCUUAUGACCGCAACGAUUGGGUUCUCGAUAAUAGACGACUUUCGCCUCCCUUUCAUCAUCAAUCCCAACCUCCUGAACUCCCAAACAAGCGCCAGAAACUGUUGGACCCUGGCUCUGCUGACAAGGCUCCACUACUUUCCCGGAUGGCUGGUUCCAGCUACGAGGGUACUUUCAAAGGCCAUAGCGGACAGGCGGUACGAGGGUAUGGGCGUGGACGGGGACGAGGACGGGGACGAGGUGGAACUAGCUAUAAUUCACAUUCUCAUCUCGGUCCUGGUCAACGUCACCAGCAACCUGCAAAGAACUCCCUUAUGGACCGCCUGAGCUACUAAGUUUUUUUUGGUCAGCGCAAGGCUCAUCCCUUCUGGUUGUGACUUGUGGCUAAUCCGGAACCCUCCAGGAGUUCGUUUACUAUUCGAACUCUUCUUUUCUCGUUGAAGCUGCAACACAUUCUAACUUAAGCUCUUGUUAGUACCUGUACAUUAGUGUCUGACGGGCGUCGUACUUUCGUCGUCAAUUGAACAUACGUAUCUAUUUCUGCAACGUGAUACAGUUAGGCAUUCAAAUAUUAAUUGUCAAAAGAUCGAAAUUCAAAGAGGGAUGAACGUGGCCAG
This is a messenger RNA of Lentinula edodes (shiitake mushroom), 4890 nucleotides long. RefSeq lists its product as uncharacterized. The transcript has 2 exons. NCBI's taxonomy places the organism in Eukaryota, Fungi, Basidiomycota, Agaricomycetes, Agaricales, Omphalotaceae. Bases 244 to 4608 code for a protein of 1454 amino acids. The record is from RefSeq and is a predicted model, not a curated record.